AUGGAAAUAUUUCCGCCGAGCCAAAUGUCGAACCCCGCGACACCCGCGCACGCGAUGAGCGCCAACCCCCACCAGCAUUCUCCCAACUCCCCGCCCACGAUCCACGAAUAUACCUCCCUCGCUCGCCAUGGCGCCACCUCAAUAUCCCCCGAUCAACCCGUCGCCAUGACGCCCUCUGGCCAACCCGCCCUGAAUCCGCGAAGCUGCGUCACCUGCCGGAAGCGAAAAGUCCGCUGUGACAAGCAGAUGCCCUGCAGCAACUGCCGUCGCGCCGUCAUCCAAUGCAUAUUCCCAGCCCCGGGCCGCGCUCCUCGUCGGCCGAGGCCAAAGGAUCCGAACGCGCCGCCCAAGAACUCGAGUGAACGCGAGGUCGAGUUGAUGAAGCGCUUACGCAAACUCGAGGGUAUCGUCGAGGAGCUGAGCGGACAGAUCGAAGUCGAGAGCGGCCCGGGGAGCAAUGGCGGCCGGCAUAACACGAGCACGGGAAACUCGCCAGAGACUUUUACGAAUGAGGUCGGCAGCGACAGGAUAGCCAGCACGCAGAGCAAUAGCACUCCCACCUCUGCGCCUAGGGAGGCAGCCUCGCCGAACAGGAUGAACACGAACUCGGACCCGAAGCGGCCACAAGACAAGCAGACGGGGCUCAACAGGGAGUUCGGCAGGCUGGUCCUGCACGACAAGGGGAAGUCGAGCAGAUACGUGAGCAGCGCAUUCUGGUCCAAGCUCAACGACGAACUCGACGAGCUGCGGGAAGAGACGCGCGUUCUCGGCGCCGAUACGGACGACUCCGAUAUCGAAGACACACCCGACCAUUCCCCCCAACAGAGCGUGGAUGCUGCGACGGAUCAUCACGCCUUCAUUCUGGGCUACCGGUCUUCCGACGUCGACCUGCGCAAGCUGCACCCCCUGCCGUCGCAAAUACCCUUCAUGUGGCAGGUCUACCAGGAGAACGUGGAACCGUUGCUCAAGAUACUGCAUAUCCCUACCAUGGAGAAGCUCAUCCGCAACAUGCGACGGAGCAUCGAUGAGCUGACUCCGGGGAACGAGGCUCUUUUGUUUUCCAUCUACUAUGCGGCCAUUACGUCAAUGGAAGGCGAGGAGGUUGAGAAGAAUUUUGGUUCAAAGAAGGAGACAAUGCUAUCACAGUUCCGCUUCGCCCUCGAGCAAGCUCUCGCCAAGGCCAACUUUUUAAACACAUCGGAUAUGGUUGUGUUGCAAGCAUUUGUUCUCUUCCUUACGCUAGUCCGGCGGGAAGACGACACUCGAUUUUGCUGGACGCUGACGGGCCUGGCUAUUCGCAUCGCGCAAGGGCUCGGAAUCCACCGGGACGGGACAAACUUUGACCUUCCCCCUUUUGAAACCGAAAUGCGGCGCCGACUGUGGUGGGCCAUUUGCGCGCUGGAUCUGCGAUCGGCCGAAGAAUUGGGCAGCGACCUCACCAUCAUCGACCGCUCCUUCGACACGGAGCUUCCCUCCAACGUCAACGACUCUGACAUCGAGCCGGACAUGACCGAGGUGCCAAGAUCACGACGAGGCAAGACGGAUUGCGCCGUGUCGCUGGUGCGUUAUGAAAUUUGUGCGCUGUCGAGACGACUGCACACAGCUGGCUCGGCCAUGGCCGGCGUGUGCCCGCGAGAUGCCUCGCCAAGCCUAGAGGAGCACGAGCGGAUGCUGAUUGAAGUGUACGACCGCGUCGAGGACAAGUUCCUGCAGCACUGUGUCACGCAGGAAGAUCCUCUCUUCUGGAUGGCCGGCAUGAUUGCCCGCGUCAUCAUGGCCAAGAUGAGCCUCGUCAUUUACCAGCCGAUGCUGUUCCCCGGCAACGGCCAUGAGCUCUCAAACGGAAUCCGCGACCGGCUCUUCCUAUCUGCCAUCGAGAUCGUCGAGUACAAUUACAUCCUCAACACGGACCCCCGCUGCAAGCAGUGGAGGUGGCUCUUCCAGACAUACCGGCAGUGGCACGCCAUCGCCUAUAUCCUCAUGGAGGCCGGACGACGCCCGUGGUCGGCGACGUCGGAGCGGGGCUGGGAGGCCGUCAACAACACGAUGCGAUUCGACAGGGAUCCAGCGGAGAUAUCUCGCAUGGCGGAUCACAUGGCGGUCUGGGUCCCCUUGCGGAAGCUCAGCGCCAAGGCGACGAAGCACCGCGAGGCCGAGAUUUUGCGCUUACGUUCGGACCCCGAGGCCGCCCCUCAGCUCGACGUGGACGACCGCAUGAACCCCAUACCGGCGAGGCUUGGUCCCGUCCCGGGAAUGGAGGUGCAGCAUGCGCAGAUCCGCGCUCGCUGGCGGACCCUGGUGCGUACGGAGAGUUCCAGCCCGGUGCAGCCGGCUGCCGGCCGUCCGAAGCAGAUGCAACCGGCACAGAACGCGCCGUCCGGGGCACCGGCGUCUCAGCCGAAUCAGCGGGCGCGGAUCCCGGCUUCGGUGCGCCCGCCGAGGGAGCCCGAGUUCAUCGACACGGUCAUGAUGGCGCGUGGCUUCAACCCCAACCACAUCUGGGAAUACCUGUAUCCGGCGGCGGAAACUAUGGCGGCGGACCCGAACAACACGCUGUUCCCGCCCGCCGCCUCGCAGUCCAUGAUGUCCUCGGACGUGCAAUGCUCCACGGGGUCGGGGCAAAACAUGGAAGCGGAGCAAAGGCAGAGGCAGCAAGCUAUCACCGCGACGUCGCAACCGAGAGCCUCGUCGUCUGUGGCCGAGAACCAGCCGCCAUGGCUGUGGUCGGACCCCUUCACGUCGAUCAACGACUUGCCGGGCGACUCGAUGGACGUCAACAUGGACAGCCUGGAGGACUUUAACUGGCAAAACUGGCAGGAGAGCAUCAAGGGACUCGAGAUGGAUCCCGAUAACAUGCCUCUGAAGGGAGCAUGGUAG
Colletotrichum graminicola M1.001 is the source of this 2877-nucleotide messenger RNA. RefSeq names its product fungal specific transcription factor domain-containing protein. Gene Ontology annotation, molecular function: DNA-binding transcription factor activity, RNA polymerase II-specific; DNA binding; zinc ion binding. Bases 1 to 2877 code for a protein of 958 amino acids. The record is from RefSeq and is a predicted model, not a curated record. The transcript has 3 exons. Gene Ontology annotation, biological process: regulation of DNA-templated transcription; DNA-templated transcription. Lineage: Eukaryota; Fungi; Ascomycota; Sordariomycetes; Glomerellales; Glomerellaceae.